AUGACUGGAGCUGAGGAGAACGCUGCUGAGAUACAGCUCGACAACAUGCGCACCGCUGUUGAGGGCAGCUCUGGUGCUGACUCUUCUUCCUCCUCUUCAUCUGAACAAAGUCCACGGCAACGGCUGCGCUGUGGGAGCCGGCCUCAGCCUGAGGGUGCGCGAUCAGUUAGCAUCACGGAAACAGACAGAGAUGAUGUCACUAAAGUGGUGGAGUCAUGCAAGAGAUGCCAGGUCACUGUGGCCGAGCUGAAAAGGCAAGCGCUCGUCCUGACAGAACCAACUUCACUGAAGGACCCUGGUUUCGCCACUUUCCUCUUUGACCAGUUGCAGGUGCCAGACUGGUCAAUGCAGGGUGGACAUGAGGGUGCUAGGUGUCAGGUGUGUUCCACUUCUGUGCAGCAAUUAAGGGAACAAGCUCUGCAAGCUCUUCAGGACCAGUGCCCUGGCACAAACUUGCCCUGUUUGCCAGCUCUACCCUCAAGGACCUUUACUGGGCAGUCUACCAGAGUGACCACCCACAGUGUUCUUAAGCUUUCAUCUAGAGCCCCCAUGUCCAGAAUCCCUCACCCAGAGCACAGAAUGCUGCACGUGGCAGAGCAGCAGAGGGGCCUGGGCUGGGCACCAGGUGCCAAGCCAAGUGUCCAGGUCACUGUGGGAAGUGGUACUCUUAGUGGUGCUCUUAGCUCUGUCACCAUUCAGGCUCAGCAGUAUCUGGAGGGCAUGUGGAGCAUCUCGCACGUCAACAAUUUCCUGCCUCAGCCGAAUCCAACACACGGUCCCGUGGGUGAGCCUGAGGAGCCUUCUGUACUCUCAGACACAGCUGCCUCUACCAUCUCCAUCAGCCCAUCCAGACAGAGAAGUCCAGUUCAGCUUGGUCCAACAGUAACCCUGUCCUCCAGCCAGCCCAGCUCAGCUGCAGCCUCCUUCUUCAUUAGGGCUGCGCAGAAGCUGAACCUCUCGUCUAAGCGAAGGAAAGCCCAGCCGACUAUUUUGCAGGCUCCAGAGCCUUCCAUCUACCCCUCCAACUUCAGCAGCAUUCUCCAACUUUUCCCUCCACCCGCUCCACCAUGUCUAUUCAGAGCCAGCUCGAAGGCCAAGGAGAACCCUGGCAUAGGCAAGGUAAAAGUGAUGGUGCGAAUCUGUCCAUCCCUUGGAGUUCAGGAUUCAUCAGAGUCAACAUCCUUUUUGAAGGUGGACCCAAGGAAGAAGCAGCUGACCCUGUAUGAACCUCCCCUUUUGAACCAGCCCAGCUCAGGCCACCGACAUGCGCCACUCGCUGCCCCAAAGAUGUUUGCUUUUGAUGCUGUCUUUACCCAAGAUGCCUCACAAGCUGAAGUAUGCUCAGGAACUGUAGCUGAAAUUAUCCAGUCAGUGGUGAACGGAGCGGACGGAUGUAUCUUCAGCUUUGGCCAUGUUAAGCUUGGCAAGACAUACACCAUGAUUGGCAAAGAUAGCUCUUCCCAGAGCCUUGGCAUCGCUCCAUGUGCCAUCUCCUGGCUUUUUAAGCUCAUCAGCGAGCGCAAGGAGAAGACUGGCACACGCUUCUCUGUGAGAGUUUCGGCUGUGGAGAUCUACGGCAAAGACGAAAGCCUGCAGGACCUGCUCUCAGAUGUCUCCACAGGCAGCCUGCAGGAUGGUCAGUCGCCAGGGGUCUACCUGCGCGAGGACCCUAUCUGUGGCACACAGCUCCAAAAUCACAGUGAGUUGCGAGCACCCACAGCGGAGAAGGCUGCCCUCUUACUUGACGCAGCCCUUGCGGCUCGCAGCACCAACCAUUCUGAUGCAGACGAGGAGGAUCGGCGUAACUCGCAUAUGCUUUUCACCCUACACAUUUAUCAGUAUCGCAUGGAGAAGAGCGGCAAGGGUGGAAUGUCUGGUGGUAGAAGUAGACUACAUCUUAUCGAUCUGGGCAGCUGUGAGAAGGUGCUUAGUAAGAGCAGAGAUGGAGGAGGUGGACUGUGUCUCUCUCUUACUGCCCUAGGCAACGUCAUCCUGGCCUUAGCAAAUGGAGCCAAACACAUACCAUACAGGGACAGCAAACUUACAAUGCUGCUGCGUGAUUCACUCGGGAACAUCAACUGCAGAACAACAAUGAUAGCCCACGUGUCAGACUCACCUGCUUAUUAUGCUGAUUCACUCACCACUAUUCAGCUGGCGUCUAGAAUACACCGCAUGAGAAAGAAGAAGUCCAAGUAUGCGUCCAGUUCCUCUGGAGGUGAAAGUUCCUGUGACGAAGGAAGAAUUCGCCGACCCCCACAUUUAAGACCAUUCCAUCCACGGACUGUGGCCCUGGAUCCAGAUCUGCCCUCACUGCUUAGUGAGCCUGACUACUCCUCAAGCAGUGAGCAGUCAUGUGACACUGUGAUUUACGUUGGCCCUGGUGGCGCUACAAUUUCUGACAGAGAGCUCAGUGAUAACGAGGGUCCUCCAGCCUUUGUUCCUAUUAUCCCAUCCCUCAACAGAAAGCUGCGCAGUAAGGAGGGACCAGCCGAUCGUGAUCAUUUUAAAUGCAACACAUUUGCUGAGCUUCAGGAGCGACUCGAAUGUAUCGAUGGUAGUGAGGAACCAAAUGUUUUUGUUGGGGAAGCUAAAGGAAGUCAAGGAAGCCCUAAGAUGGACGUGAAGCACCAAGAAGAUUCGGUUUCUUCUUUAAUGUCUUCAAAACCUUCCUCCCAACAAGACACUGUAAUACCCAAACAUCCACUUUCUACUCAUAGUAAACUGCCUAGCAGCCCCAAACACAAGUCCAAUGAACAUUCCAAAUGGCAAGGUGUCACCAUGUCAGAUAAAGACAAGCUUGAGACUGCGUGUUGCUCAAGAUUAGAUGGUGAUAAAGACAAUUCAGCUCUGUGCUCCCCAGUAAAGCAAGGACAACCAACACCAUCUCAAAACAUAGAGCCAGUGGUGAGAGAAAAAGUAUUUUACAACAAAAAACUACCCAAUCCUGCCCCUCCACCACCACAACAAGGGAAUAUUGUAAGACCUAAUGGUGAGGCGGAAGACAAGUCUGCCACUAGAGUACCACCUAUUGGAAUGAGCCAUCAAGUAAAAAAUCUGAGUGGCCCAUUUGGUAACUCUCCUGUCUUAAGCAGAGUCCAUCAUGUAAACCCACAUGCUCCUAUAGAGGUGUGCCAACUGAGGUCUACACUUAGGGAAAGGGAUAUCUUAAGGACUACAGUAACCCUUCAGCAGCCAGUGGAGCUGAAUGGGGAGGAUGAACUAGUGUUCACCCUUGUAGAAGAACUAUCUAUUGGAAACAUCGUGAACAAUGGAAGACCCUCCAGUAUCAUAAGUUUUAACAGUGACUGCUCAGUACAGGCCAUUGCUUCAGGAUCUAGACCAGUAAGCAUCAUUAGCAGUAUUAACGAUGAAUUUGAUGCAUAUACAUCCAACAUUGGUGCCUCUGGUGUAACCAUUGAAAUGGUUGCACCCUUUCAGGAGGAAACUUUGGUCUCUUUGGACAGUCGUGGUUCCUCUAUCAGUUCUUGGCUUAGUGAAGUGAGUGUCUGCACCUCAGAGAGUGAGGGGGCCCACAAUGCAGAUGUUUUUCUACCAGAUAGCGCAAACAUUGACCCGGGAAGUACAUUUUACCUUAAUCCUCUUGGCCUGUGCACGAACAGUCCUCAAAGGGAGCCCAGUAACUCUCUAAAUGAUAGUGGCUUUAGUUUCUCUGAAUUGGAUAGUGACAGUGCCACUUCAAGUAAACUAUCCCUUAGUAAAUGCUCAUCCUCCUUAGAGUCCACAAAAGCGUCCAGCAGGAAUCCGUCAAAAAUAGCAAAACCAAAUAACAGUUUAUCCCCAACACAGACAUUACAAGAACGACAUGUUGUAAAUUGUAGUCUUCCCAGAAAAAUAAAACCUACCUCAUCCACAGCACAGGGCAGUAGCUUUAGUGAGAGCAGUAAGAGUAGCAAUUGGAGACGUGAACCACCAAGGCUAGAAGGCAUGUCAGAUGACCCAUGGUAUCGAAAAGAGAAUGCAGCAGAGUCACCCACACUGUCAAAUUCAGGUCUUGCUUCCAAACUAAUAAAAAAUAAAACAAGUGGCAUACCACCCAGAAAAGCGGGCAUGCAUUACAACAGUAUACCUCAUAUACCGCAAACACCGGGAAAUAGCACAUCCCAAAGGGUGGUAGAUGGAUGUGAAAAAUCCAGCAACUGCAAAAAGAUAGAAACACCUAGCAAAAUGCCUCAGCUCAGAAGAGGGGCAACAACACUUGGGAUUGUUCCAGUCAUUCAUACUUCAAUUGAUGUCAAAGUCGGCAUGGACACUGGGUCAUCAGCUGGUAGUUUGAAAUACUCAUCUUUGGAAAAAAAUGGGAAGGGAAGUCGUCAGGAUGGAAGCAUACUCUCAAGUGGUGUUCCCUCACCUCCAAUGCGCAAGUCCAGUCUGGAUCAGAAGAACAGAGUCUUGCUAGCCCCAAGUGCCUUAAAAUCUGCAUGUGAAACAGGAAAGUUUUUGGCACCAAGGCCUACAAAAUCAGAGUCAGAUGAACAUGAAUUCCAUUCCAGAGGAGACACCCACAGUUUAAAAGCAUCUAAUCUGAAGGCGGACCACAGUUUACUGAAAGCAACUUCCAGCCUCAAGGCCAGGGGAGCAAGAGGAGAAAAUGGACAACGAUAUGGAAGCCAGGCAUCCCUGGAAAGAUCUGACAGUUUGACAUCUUUAGGAUCGAAACCUGUUUUAAGUCGAGAAAACAGUGGGGCCAGUCUCAGCGGAAGGUCAACCAAGUCUAAGUUUGGAUCACCUGUUGGCACCUCUUCUCAAAACGCUACCUCUCCGCUUUCCUGUGUUAAUCAGUUCAACAUGGGAAAAACUGGGCAUCUCAAAAGCAGCCUUAAUUCAAGACCAGUGCCUGUAAAUGGGAACAAAGCUCGCACACUAUCUACCAGCAAUUCCAAAGCCCUUAGUUCCUCCACUAAGUCUCUUGCAACAUCUACAACAAGAAACGCCAGUCUUCCACCUUCAGGAAAAAGUGCAUUACCUCGUGCAGCAGUGGGAUGCAAUAGUAAACCUACAAGGGGAACUAUUAUGGGUACUAAGCAAGCUAUGCGUGCAACAAACAGCCGUGUUGGGGAACUGGUAUCUGGUAGUCCCCCAGGUAAACACAUAAGGGGUUCAGGUGACUCUGACAGUGGAAACGACAGUGGGGCGAAUAUCAAUGAUGAUAAGCCUACGCCUAUUCCCAUCCUGCCUUCUCCUUAUAGCAAGAUCACUGCCCCGAGAAGGCCCCAAAGGUACAGCAGUGGACAUGGAAGUGACAACAGCAGUGUUUUAAGUGGAGAGUUACCCCCUGCCAUGGGGCGAACUGCUCUAUUCUACCACAGUGGAGGGAGUAGUGGGUAUGAGAGCAUGAUCAGGGACAGCGAGGCCACUGGAAGUGCCUCUUCAGCUCAUGACUCUAUGAGCGAAAGUGGGAUGUCUAACUCUUUACGGAUAAGAAGCGCAAAACCUCCCAAGAAAAGAUCAAAUGUCGUUCAGCGCCGGCGUCUCAUCCCUGCCCCCUUGCCAGACACCUCAUCUCUAGGAAUGAAGCCUAGUGCUACAGGCCAGUGGGUGGACCUGCCUCCUAUGUCUGGCCCAUUGAAAGAGCCAUUCGAAAUCAAGGUGUACGAGAUUGAUGAUGUGGAACGUUUGCAGCGGCGGAGACCUGAGCUGACAACUGAGCAACCAAUCCAGAAUGCUGACAAGGGACUAGUAUAUUUAAACACAAAGUUGAAGGAGGUAGAGCGAUGGCAGCAGCAGAUCAGAGAACUGCGAGUCAAACACGAGACUCUAAAGGAAGAAUUAGAGGACACGAAAGCCAGACUGAUGAUGGACCCCAGAAAGUGGAUAGGAGAGUUUGAGGUGGAUCAGGACCUGGACCAGGAGUCACAGGAGUACCUUGAAACACUGGAGCAAGUCACAAGUGAACUGGAGUACUGCGUCAAUCUGUGCAAGUCACGUGUUAUGAUGGUGACCUGCUUCGACAUCAGAGUAGUGUCAGAGCUUCAGGAAGGUCUGCGAGAGGUAGAGGUGUGAAAACAGGAUGGAAGGUAAACAAGGAGUGGAAGAGAAAA
Molecule: messenger RNA, 6059 nt
Organism: Trichomycterus rosablanca
Lineage: Eukaryota; Metazoa; Chordata; Actinopteri; Siluriformes; Trichomycteridae
Gene: kif26ab
Product: kinesin family member 26Ab
Exons: 16
Coding region: 1-6021 (2006 amino acids)
Biological process (GO): microtubule-based movement
Molecular function (GO): microtubule motor activity; microtubule binding; ATP binding
Source: RefSeq, a predicted model, not a curated record